This is a messenger RNA of Toxoplasma gondii ME49, 3666 nucleotides long. RefSeq lists its product as hypothetical. NCBI's taxonomy places the organism in Eukaryota, Apicomplexa, Conoidasida, Eucoccidiorida, Sarcocystidae. Gene Ontology annotation, cellular component: endosome. The record is from RefSeq and is a predicted model, not a curated record. Gene Ontology annotation, biological process: protein transport to vacuole involved in ubiquitin-dependent protein catabolic process via the multivesicular body sorting pathway. Bases 1 to 3459 code for a protein of 1152 amino acids. The transcript has 8 exons.
AUGAAUUGCUCCUGGGAUACGGCUGUCUGGGGGGAUGCUCUGCCUCCGUGCACGCACCCUCCGUUUCGACGCCCCUCUCUCCUCCAGGGAACGCCCACGGAAGCCGACGACUUUGUCAUUUCACAGAAAACUGUCGCCCAGCAGUGCGUGGACCUGACGCCUGCGUACGCCGCCCACCUUCUCUCGGACGUAUCUUCCGAUACUUUUUCCGGCGCUUCCACGCCUCGCGUUCCUCCGGCUUCGGAGCUCGAGGAAAGGAAGCCUCCCAGACGUCUCUCGGGAGUCUCGCCGCCGUCGGCUCUGAAGAGGCGAGAGACGAAGGAGCCGCGGCGAGGGAGAGGGCCAGCGAAGACGCGAGAGGCGGGUGCGGAGGCAGCUGCAGAGAGCGACAAGGAAGAGAGACAAUUCAAACAAUUCAUCCGCCAGAGGUUCACGCAACUCAACCGGGUGUGGCCAGCUCCCCGAGCAGCUGUUUUCAUCAUUGGCCGAUGCUCCGAGAAACAGGGAAAAAGAGGAACAGAGCAAGAUCUUCCAGUUGUCAGCGGAGGCGACCUGGUAGCCGCGGCGGAGUUUCAUCAGCUUCAUUCGUUAUGCUUUCUCCAACGCAUGACGACGUCUCUGCAUGUGCGGCGGCCGGAAGCCGCGAAGCCGGCGACGACGCCUGUUCCGCCCCGCAAGCCGCAGAGCGCUUCGCCUGCUUCGAGAGUCUCUUUUGCACCCCCACCCGAAGCAAAGGUCAAGUCUUCUGCUUCCUCCCUUCAGGGAGUUUCUCCUGUGCAACUUCCUCCUUCACCUCCUGCGCCUUCACCUCCUGCGCCUUCACCUCCUGCGCCUUCACCUCCUGCGCCUUCACCUUCUCCUGCUUCUGCUCCUCCUGCGCCUUCUCCUCCUUCAGUUUCUCCUCCUGCGCCUUCUCCUCCUUCAGUUUCUCCUCCUGCGCCUUCUCCUCCUUCAGUUUCUCCUCCUGCGCCUCCUCCUCCUUCAGUUUCUCCUCCUGCGCCUUCUCCUCCUUCAGUUGCUCCUCCUGCGCCUCCUGCUCCUUCAGUUGCUCCUCCUUCGCUUUCUCCUCCCGCGCCUUCGCCUCCUUCUGUUUCUCCUCCUGCGCCUUCUGCUGCUCCGCCUCCUGUCGCGAAGGAGGCAGAGAAGAAGAAGGAAGAAGAGGUCAAGAAAGAAGAAACGAAAAAGGAGGGAGAGGUGAAGAAGGAGGAAGAGAAGAAGACAGAGGGAGAGGAGAAGAAGGAGGGAGAGGUGAAGAAGGAAGAAGAGAAGAAAGAGGGAGAGGAGAAGAAGGAGGGAGAGGUGAAGAAGGAAGAGGAGAAGAAGGAGGGAGAGGAGAAGAAGGAAGAAGAGAAGAAAGAGGGAGAGGAGAAGAAGGAAGAAGAGAAGAAAGAGGGAGAGGAGAAGAAGGAAGAAGAGAAGAAAGAGGGAGAGGAGACGAAAAAACUGGAGAUCGAUAAGAUAGAUCUUUCGCAAGAUGAGGCGCAAGACAAGCUUGCCGACCAACUCGUGGCUGCGGAGAAGAGUCAGUGUGCAGAUGACCCAGCAGGGACGAUUGUGCAGACAGCUUUGAUCUUGUCGGAAGAUGAACAGAAGUGCAUUAACGCUCAAGUGGAGAAGUGGACAAAGCUGGUGAUUCACAUCAGCCACACCGACCGCCUUUUCUUCAAGUUCGCCAAUUUUUUUUCGAAAGGCACCCUCAAAGUUCGCCUCUACUGCAUUGCGUUCUACGAAAACGAAGAUCCAAAUUAUGUAUCUCUGCUGUCUGGACAUCGAACGAAGCUCGCGCGCCCAGAGGUUCAUCCUGCUCAUCCGAUGAGUCGCAUUCGAUGCAAGAUCAAUCAAGAGCUGGUUCUGCCUUUCGACGCCUCGUCUCGGGGAUUCUAUUUGGGCGUCGUGGCAGUGAUGGGCCAGAAAAAGAAGACGGGAGAAGGCGAGUUCCGUCGCAAACUGAUCGGCAUGACGGAGUUGAUCGACGCGCGUCGAGACAAGAUCCGACUGCGACGAACAGUCGUAUGGGCGCUGUUCGUCCCCCAGGACCUCGUCGACCAUGUACCGGCACCGCAGAUCACAGGAGAAAUCUUUUUCAGUGCUGAGGGAUUUGAGGGAGACAAAGGUCCUCCACUGCCGAAGGAAAGCGUACUGAGAGCCUCGUUCGACUUUGGCGGGGCGGAUCGGCUGCAGGCGCAGCGCCUCGCGAAGGAGAAGCAAGGCAAAGCUCCGCCGGAGAAGCCGACUGGCUUUUUCCAGCGUCUCUUUGGGGGCCGGCAGAAGGCAGAGAUUCCGCCGCUGAAGCCGGAAGACUACGCUGGGUUCCUCAAGACCUCGCUGGGGAAGAUUCCUGCCCCAGCGACCCACAAACCGAGGUUUCUGAACCUUCUCGACGAGACAACACGGCCUGACGACGCAGUUCACGGCGAGCCUGAGGUGCUGCGAAUCGUCCGAAACAGAAUGUCGAUCAUGCAGAACGUCAUCGUCACCGCCGCGGAGCCUGCGCCUGAAUCGCAAGCCAAGCGCGAAGAGGGACAGGCCUCCGCGAGCGACGGGAGCGCGCCGGAGGCCGGGGGAGAUCGCGCGAAGCCCAGCGACGGAUCCACUUCGCUCAAGAGCUCUCAAGGACGAGAACGAACUGUGCAGGCCGCCGACUCGGCUGGGGUCCCGGUUUCAGGAAGCGGCCGACUCGGAGGGAAGGCAAAAGAAGCCGUCAGCGGACGAGAGAGCGGCAGAGGAACGACGCUGGCGCCUCCGAGCAGAGCAUCCGCGAAGGCGACCAACGCAAGUACGGGAGGCAAGAAAGCCGCGGAGUCGAAAGCAGCAGGGAAGUCGAAAGCGGCAGAAGCCUCGACCCGCUCACUGCAGUCACCGCGGCCAGAGGCGAAGAGCAAGAGCGGCGCCACUGCGGAGGGGAAGACGUCGAAAGGCGGCAAACAGGGAGGCGCGCCAGCGGCAGGAAAGCAGUCGAAGAGUGCGUCGCCGACAACGAAGCAACCCAACAAAAGCGCAGCUUCGCCGAACGCGAAACUCGAUCCGAAGAGUGCAGCGGGAAGGAAGGGAGACGCCAAAGCUGCGGCACCUGCCGCGAAAGGAGACGCGAAGCAGGCGGGAUUCUCUCCGCGACCGAAGGAGAAUUCUCGAACUGCUGCGUCGGCCGAUGCGACCAAACAGAAACAGGCUUCGCCUGCGGGGAAGCAACCGGCAAAGGCGGCAAACGCGGGGAAAAUCGCCGAGACGAAAGUGACGGCGCCUCCCCCCGUGAAGAAGUCUGCGGGUGUCUCUCCGAAGGGCGCAGCGGCGAAGCCAGCGGCGCAGAAGGAUGCUGGACCUCCGAAGAAAGACUCCAAGAGCGGGACAGCCGAGAAGAAAGCAGCGCCGGCGAAGCCUGUUGAAAGCGCGCCGAAAAAGGAGGCGACGGGUAAGGCGCUCAAGAAAGCGGCGCCCUCGGGACCGCCCAAGAAGGCAUGAAAAAGGAAAGUCGAAGAUCCAGAAAAGGUUGCGAGUUUCGAGACACACAUGUCUGGCCUCGCGCGACAAGGGGUUUCGAACAUGGCGGGCAGGUAUCUCUUCUUUCAGCCUCUAGGAUCUGCGUCAGAGUGCAUGUUUUCUGGAUAAGGUGUGUGGCGAGAGUGGAGGCGAAAGCCAUAAUCGAACUUCCACUUUUCCCUGUAAAAA